AUGCCGUCGACGCCAGAAAUCCCCGAGUCGUCUCGACCACUUGCAGAUUACUUCUGGAUUGCCGGCCUAGACAGCCAACAGGUUGUAGACGCUUUCUCUCAACCACGAUGGUCUCACGAUCACAUCGACGCUAAUGGAGUUGACUUUGCCAUCAAAGAAGAGGUCCCUGCCGACAAUGAACAGUCAUCAAUUCUCCAGUCUCCGCGCGUCUCGGUCAGCCAUUCCAGACGUGACUCCUACCAGAGACUUUCACAGCUCUCCGAUGAAGCCAGGGAGACUAUUCAGAGUCUCGAAGAGGCAACCAGGCCCCGCAGCAACCGGAGUAGUCUCACUAUCCGGGCUGCUGUUCCUGCCGCCGAUGCUCGAAUGUCCUCGAUGAUAUCAGAGGCAGAUUUUGAGAAAGCGAUGAGCAAGUUCGCCACCGACCGAGACGCCUUCUAUCUGGAUUUGACAUUCCAUCCGACCGAAAAUACCAAACCAGCUCGAUCCAAGUCGCGCCCCAAAACUCAGAAGAUCAUUGCCCAGGAUGAGUCAACCCCGGUGCCCAACCGCAAUUUUGGAAGCAUCCGCAGACAUCUUUCUUUCAAAGACAUGUCUAGCACGAAACGCCAACCAUCUAUGGCUCGAAGGACAUCAACGCGCACCUCUCGCAGGAUGAGCAGUUACAAUUCGGUCGUCCCGAGCCCCGAGACCUUCCACAGCUCUCCUGAUCAGUAUCCCCUGACGCGGAAAUUCGAACCUGUAUUGCUGGAGAGAUAUCCUCGACCUACCGCUUGCGACAAAGCGCAGAGUAGGGGACCAUUUCCGGACUAUGUGCCCAUGUUCGCGUUCCCAAAUGAUAUCAAAAUUGUGGCGGCGGAGACCAAACCGAAGUCCAUCUGGCACGAAUUCUCCAUGACUGCAGCGGACAACUCGAGACUUACCGCGGUAGCAGUCAUAAUAUGGAUCCCUGUGAACCGCGAUCUUGCCAUCGACUUAGAAAAGAGAUGUGAGCAAUGGAGAAAAGCUCAUAUGUCGGAGGCAGAGAGGGAAAUGGCAACGUCUCUCGCUGAGAGAUUGGCGGCGGAGAGUGCAAAACUGUCUAGGUUGCUCACCCAACUCCCUCAACUUCGCCCAGAUUCAGCGGAAAGAGAAGCCUUGGAGGAGGAGAUUGGCACAGUCGAGGAGAAAAUUGCUGUCAUGUCUGACAUGCUCAGACCAUUACGACACAGUUCAGAAUCGGAUAUCCAGGGGCUUGCCGGUGGCGAAACGCGCUUCUGGAUCCCAAGAGCUUAUGGUAUUUUGGGAAAGGACAAGGCCAUGGCCAACUUCUGGAGGCAGUGGCUUCGAGCGGUGGUUGUCCCAAUGACUGAUGGAGGGGUUUUGCGGGUGCCCGCCAGCUCUCCUAAAGUUGGCAUGUGGCAGCCAUUGGAGAGAUACGUGGCAGCGCUGUGCCUCGAGGCACCCAGUCCCCUAUCGUCCAAAACCCAAGUCCAGAUCUCGAUACGGGAACUCCAACUAUAUGCGAAGAAAGAGGCGGCAAAUGAACUCCCGGGCAGCCGGACGACCGAUCUGUACCCUCUCUUCCGAGCCCUCACGAUUCCCAAUAUCAUCCUUCUCUUGGAAUACGUCUUGUCCGAAUCCAGGAUCAUUCUCCUUUCAACUCAUGUCGCGAUGCUGCAACUAGUCAGUAAAGCUAUUUUGGAACUUAUUUGGCCCUUUGAAUGGACGGGAAUUUACAUCCCAGUGCUGCCAUCGCGCUUGGUCCAAGCACUGGAUGCGCCUUGUCCUUAUAUCUGCGGCAUCGAUCGUAAUUACGAGAAAUACGACCUUCCUGAUGAUGAUUAUGUUUUGGUCGACUUGGAUAAGAAUGAGUUGUACAGUACAGCACCGCCGCCAUUUCUACCGAAGCAGCAGCGGAGAAAGUUGAUGUCUCUGCUUUAUCAAGCUGCACCACUACAUCAAAAUUUUGGAGUGACUCCGGGACCACCUGCGUAUGCAGUGGAGACAUACCCGUAUAAUGGCUUCUCUGCAGAAGUCGAGUCUGCCUUCACCGCGGUGGCCAAAUCCACGAAUCUAGACAAACUUGCGAACCUCAGCUCCACUACGUUCGGUCCGCAAGCCGCUACGGACACCAUUCAACGGGCCCCUCUGUUGAACGUUUUCCUUGCUUCAACCCCAACAAGAGGGAAGAGCACUGAUCGUCCGAGAACAUCAUCGACUGCCCGACACUCUACAUUCACAGAUUCAGAGGGCCAGUCCCCCAUCACCCCUAACUUCCCGCUGACGCCAGGUUCUGGUCCGUCGCGGACCGAUUCGGGAUACGCUCUUCAGACUUCUCUCAAGGAGAAGAGAUCUGGUCAUUUCGAUUCAUUGUCAAAAAGAAGUUUCUCUGGAUCUAGCCAUAUGAUUCGCAAAGCUAGCCUUCCGUUUGUGAAACACAGCGCGACUCCCUCUUCUAGCACGACGCUUUCGGACAAUCGAAAUGGGUCAAUGUACGCGCCCUCUACAUAUGCGCAGUCAACGCUAGCGGCCUCUACAAUCAUGCCCGGAGCGAAUACACAAGCCGUACGGAAUGGUGAAGGUACAUAUUGGUCUGAAGGUCAUUGUCUGCAAUGGAGAGCAGCGGAUGGUCCGUCCACGUGUCUUCUCUGUGACGACAAGGCUACUGAUGGAUACUACCGAUGUUCGGGUUGUGGUUUUGUCAUUCACGAUCGCUGCGUCCAUAACAUUACCGUUGUCUGCUCUGCGACCUUCUACCCUGACCAGAUCCGCGCCGCGUUUGUGAGAUGUAUGGCCAGCUUGAUGUACACCUACCGGAAAUCCAUGCAACCCGCACCCCCACAGAAAAAGAAGCUCGGAGCCGUGUACUCUUUCGACAAUGACGCUUUCACCAGAAGUCUAACUCCUGAUCAUGCAGCCUACAUGAGAAUGCUGCAACAAACUCAAGCUUGGAAUGAGUUUAUCAUGGAUCGUGAAGAGAAAAGAUCAGGUCCCUCGAUAGCCCUCUUUGACGCCAUAAUCAUGGCAAAACGUCGCCGUGCAGGAUUACGAUCGAGUCUCCCCAAUCUCAGUCUCAAUCGGAAAAGCUUCAUGGCGUGGUCACCCUCUGUGAGCAUGCAGACCGACUUCCUUUCGGAUCUAUCUCAGCAUCAGUGGCGGAUUGUCCCAGUGCCCUCUAGUUCUGAUCGGCCGGAGUUGAGCAGUGCGGCGAAGGGACGCGACUAUCACACCAUCAUCACACGAACGCCGGCGAAGCUGGAAGAUGGAUUGUUCAAGCAAGAUGAAAAGGUUCCAGAUUUGCCUACCAUUCCCAAGAGAUCGAGAAUCAGCAUUCUAACCGGCAAAAUGAACGGUCUGGGCAUGCACGCCCCCUGA
Messenger RNA from Cladophialophora psammophila CBS 110553, 3357 nucleotides. RefSeq lists its product as uncharacterized. The transcript has a single exon. NCBI's taxonomy places the organism in Eukaryota, Fungi, Ascomycota, Eurotiomycetes, Chaetothyriales, Herpotrichiellaceae. The record is from RefSeq and is a predicted model, not a curated record. Gene Ontology annotation, cellular component: cytoplasmic vesicle. Gene Ontology annotation, biological process: regulation of Rab protein signal transduction. Bases 1 to 3357 code for a protein of 1118 amino acids.